Molecule: messenger RNA, 2271 nt
Organism: Fomitopsis serialis
Lineage: Eukaryota; Fungi; Basidiomycota; Agaricomycetes; Polyporales; Fomitopsidaceae
Product: fungal-specific transcription factor domain-containing protein
Exons: 15
Coding region: 1-2271 (756 amino acids)
Biological process (GO): DNA-templated transcription
Molecular function (GO): zinc ion binding; DNA binding
Source: RefSeq, a predicted model, not a curated record
AUGGCCGCCCACCCGCCUGUACACCCCACGAACCCUGACGACCUCGAACCAUCCGAUGACGAAGUUAUGGCACAUCAAACCCUGAUCAACAGCCUACAACAGAUUAAAUUAAAUCCGACCGCUAUGCGAUUCUUCGGGAAGAGCAGCAGCAUUAUGUUCGUGCAGACUGCGAUGGACCUUAAGCGGGAGUACUCUGGUAAACCUACCCCAGAGCGGAAAGAACAGAGCAUGCCUGCGUUGCUCGAGGGUGCGCGGCGGAAAGCCUUCAGGAGCCUGCAUCCGUGGCUCGCCGCGCAGCUCCAGGAGCUCCCGCGCCCGCACAAGCAGUCCGACUUCCCCGACGAGAGCCUCAUGUUCCUCCUGAUCGACCUGUACUUCAAGGAGGUCCAGCCGUUCACGCCCCUCCUGCACCGCCCGACGUUCGAGCGAAACAUCCACAAGGGCCUCCACCUCGAGGACGUCGGCUUCGGCAGCACGGUCCUGCUCGUGUGCGCGAUCGGUGCGCGGUACACGGACGACCCCCGCGUGUGUCUCUCUAACUACCCGGACAACCGGCUGAGCAGCGGGUGGGAGUGGUUCAAGCAGGUGCAGAUGAUCCGGCAGAGCAUGCUCGCCCCGCCGAGGCUGUACGACCUGCAGGUCUACUGUUUGACAGCGAUCUUCCUGCAAGGAUCGUCGGCGCCACAGGCCAGUUGGACACUGAUCGGCGUGGGCAUCCGCAUGGCGCAAGAUGUGGGCGCACACCGCAAGAAAGUGUACAACGCGAAGCCAACGAUCGAGGAAGAGCUGUGGAAGCGCGCAUUCUGGGUGCUCGUCUCCAUGGACCGCUCUAUCUCCUCCGUGCUCGGGCGACCAUGCGCAAUACAAGAUGAAGAUUUUGAUCUGGAUCUGCCGAUUGAGUGCGACGACGAGUACUGGGAGAACGAUGAUCCGGAGCUCGCGUGGAAGCAGCCUCCCAGCAAGCCUAGUCUGGUGACAUUCUUCAACUGCUUCCUCAGAUUGAACCAGAUCCUCGCGUUUGCCUUGCGCACAAUUUACUCUAUCAACAAGAGUAAAGCUCUGCUUGGGUUUGUGGGGCAGCAAUGGGAACAGCAUAUAGUCGCUGAGCUCGACUCUGCCCUCAACAAGUGGAUUGAUUCCGUACCUGACCACCUGCGGUGGGACCCGAACCGAGAAGACCUCACCUUCCUCAACCAGUCUGCCAACCUCUACGCGUCCUACUAUCAGCUCCAGAUCUCCGUGCACCGACCCUUCCCCAGUUUGGCCAUAUGCACGAACGCGGCGCGGAGCUGCACACAUGUCAUGGAUGUGCAGUGCCGGAGGACAGGGGCACCUCUGCCACACAACCAGGUGCCGAUGUUCACUUGUGGAAUCGUGUUACUGCUCAACAUAUGGGGCGGCAAACGAAGCGGACUCUCCACAGACGCGCAGAAGGAGAUGGCGGAUGUGCACAAGUGCAUGAAAAUGCUCAAGAUGCUCGAGCCACGAUGGCAUACGGCAGGUCGAUUAUGGGACAUCCUGUAUGAACUCGCCUAUGUCGGUGACCUUCCUCUUCCGCAAAAUACGCCGCCGAACAACAAGCGCGACCGAGACUCGGACAGUCCACGCUCGGAGCCGUCACCCGGUCCCAAUGGGAGCCUGACCUCCGCAACCCCCGGCGCAUCGUCCUCGUUAGACCCGACUCAUCGCACUUUCGCUGGCUCACGACGCCAAUCCAUGUUCACGCCGACGGACGUCCCGAGCCCGAUGGGCGUCGCCGACCCCGCGAAUGCGAGUGCCGACACGAACACCUUCGUGCUCCCCAUUCACAGUGAUGAGCUCGGGCGGCUGCCGCUGCACGGGUUCACCAUGUCUUCUAUGGUCUCGAGCUGCCGGGGCCGUCAACACAGAUGCUCAAGUACAAUCAGCAGCAGGGCCGUCGAACGAGGGGAGCCCGUCGGCGGACAUGGCGGGCGGGCUGGAUGCGUCGGGAUCGCGAGCAUGUUCAGCGCGCUGGAGGACCCGCAGGUGUACGACUCGCUGUUCACAAAUAAUCUUCCCGGCGCCCUUGGCAUGGGCGCCAUGAGCGCGCCGCCGGGGCAGGGCGCACCAGGGCAGGGAGGACAGUCGGGGUCUGGGCAGGGGACACAGGGGCAGGAGACGUUUGCAGACAAUACGUUGGCGAUGUGGAGUACUGCGCCGAGCGACUUCCAGUGGGACGAUUGGGGCACGUAUAUCAGCACGAUGAAUAACCCUAUGGGGCAACAGCACCCGCGGCCCGGUGCAUCAUAG